UUUUCGUUUCCACAGUUUGCAGAAAUAACGAAAGAGGCUAUAAAAUUCGGCCAACAGGAUAGGGAGGCAACGUUGCAGCGGCGCAAGUCAUAGGGCGGACGAAAAACUAGGAAUAUGGCGAAGGCGGUUGCGGAGGAGCAGGCGACUUCCGCCGAGGCAGUGACAAAGCUCCUGAGGGAUGCCUCACGGAGUUCCCCUGAACGACUGGCCACUGCGAAGAACCUCUGGGAGCACACAAUAACUUUCGUUCCGGGGAAAGAUGACCUCCUAUUGGAUUGGACGACUUCGGAGAUGUUCAAUGGGAUCAAGAAGAAGGAGUUGGGGAAGCAGCAGGAGUGCCCUCACUUGCAUAUCCCUUUCUGGAACUUCCUUCACUCGCUAUUAGAACACUUUGCGGCGCAGAAACGCAAACUGCAGAAACUGGGCAACUGGGCGGCAGGGGCCUCGGCGGCGUCGACACCACUGAGAACGUACAACGUCAGAACUCGGAUGAUGGAUGUCUUCAUAGCGCUGCUGGAUGAUGUUGCGGACUUGGAGGAGUCAGAUGCGGAAAGCUUGGACUCUCCCUCCACGUUCGAACUCUUGCGUCUGGGCCUCGAGAAUCUGCAGUUGUUGGCGAGUGAACUCCCGGAGGUGUUGCGUCCCACGCUAGACCUGCACGUCUCCUUGACGAAUUCUGCGAUACGAUUGUUCCUCCUGGCGAGAAGGAACUCGGGGGAGGACCAGACAUCGUCUUCGCUAGCACUCGAGAGCGCGUCGGCUGCCUUCUUGGCGAGGGCAUUGAAGGAGCUUACAAGCUCUGCCGUGCAGUAUCCCAAUCAGAAGAAGGUCUUCACAACUUGCAUCGGCAAGCUGCUACUGCCGCUGUUUGCACUGCAUAAGAACCUAUCAGCAAGGCCGGUGCAUUCUGCAGUUCCCACGAGCGAUUUGCUGUCGAGUGCUCGAAUCCUUGUACAGCGAACCCUAUUCCACAAGGACCAUCUGCCGGAGUUCGCUACUGUCCUUGAUCAGCUGUUCGAGAAGAAAGGUGUCAAUCUAGAGAAAGCUGGGUAUCCGAAGCAGCUGCUGGACCACAUUCGGAAACUUCUGGAAGGGAAUGAAUUAGACGCCGAUGCCACGAUGGAGGCACUCCCGCUACUUUUCAAACUCUUUGCCGACUCAUGCGAGCGCUACUCGAGUCUCCGAACCAGCAGCGUACCUCCCUCCUUUGCUCUCUUCUAUCAGCUACAGAAAUUGAUCUUCGAGGGCAUACCCGCGGGGACGGAAUACGACGCAACAAUCUCCGAUCGCGUGCAGAGGAUACUCACCGUCUCCGUGACCCUAUUAGAGUCCUUCGCGGACUGCAACGUGUACCGAUCGACCAACGACGCCUCCUCCAAAAGACAGUUGAGCUACUUCCAAACCCUGUUCGGCAAGCUCUACGAACUCAUUGCGCGUCUGCCGCCUUCGCAUCACGGGCAAGUCUUCCGUGGAUGGGGUGUACUGCUGCUGUUGGACUACGGGAUCAUUGAGACGCACAUUCGCGACAUUUGGCCACAUGUGCUCUCACCUGCAGACGAAGCCCGAGACUCUGCAUCAUCGUUCAUAUGCGUCAUUUUGGCGACGUUUACGAAAGCGAGGAGUCUGAAUAUUCUAAUUGAGGACUAUCUUCGUGCUAUUCGCACGCUCCAGUUAGAUAGCGGUCAAGGUGCUGACCGCAUCGUGUUCUCAUCUUCGGCGGUAUUUGAUGAGCUGGCGCGGUGCAGCGAACGAUUACUGCCAGUGCAGGCCAUUGAGCUGAUUCGAAUGAUAGCCGAUACCCUCAUGCAACAGUACCUUCCAUCGACACAAGACCAGCCGCCAACCAAAAAACGGAAGACAGGGAAGGGUUCGAAAGCGGUGGCGGAGAAAAAAGCACUGGACGGGUCCGGCAGAUCGGCUGAACUGCCGGUAUCGCUACUGUGCACGAUCCUGCAGCACUCACAAAUAUCCCAAGGGCAACGAGCGGCAUACGACCAGAUCGUCGCGGAAUUGCAUCUCAACUUCAUACAGAGGAUGCUGAGCUCAUCCGGCGACUACGAGCUCUAUCCAGCCCUCUCCCUCCAACUGACGUUGGUGAAGUACGCACCCGAUUACUGGGGUCAGCAUAUCAGCACCGCCGGUGUGACCCGGAUGAUGGAAAGGCUGCGACCACUCUCAAAACAGCAUCCCAAGAUAGCGUAUCUGAAGGACGACAUUGCCUUGUGCCAUGUUGAUCGUAUUGCGAGCACCUGUGUUGAUCCGCUAGGAGUCGCGGGAUGUGACGAUAUCGUGCGGGAGAUCAUCGCGGAGUAUGCCGAACUCAGCCGCCGGGCCAAGUUCCAUCGCCCUAAGGGUGCAUCGUGGGACGGGCGCGUGUCAUCCAUCACGGAGGAAAACGCUGUAGUUGCGCUCUGGGGCGUUAUUGCGAACCAUCUUCCGGCAAUCAGCCGGUUGGCAGGAGAAGAGGACGUCAAGUUCGCCGUGAAUACCAUCCUAAAUUCACUUGAACACACUGAGGAGAAUUCCGCCUUGGGACCUUCGCAACAUUCAAUGCGAUCCGUCUCGUUCGAGUUACUGCGAAGCACAGCGUUCUACGAGCUUCGAGCGAUCAGGAACAUCCUGGUUCCCGGACUAAUCAAGCGCAUUCAAACGGUCUUCGCCGAUCCCUCAACCGAUAUGGAUUUCUUGGUUGCGCUGGGCGGAGCUGUCGAAUUUGGGAGCGGUCAGCGGAGCGAGGAGGAGGCUCUGCAGUACUUGCAGAAUGUCUUGUCCGUCAAGUCUCCACUCGUCGACGACCCGGAACGCUAUGUAAAGGAGGCUCUUCCGCUAGUUACAGCGCUGUCCGCACUGCCGUCGUCGUAUUUCAGUGUUGCGGAGCGGGAUGCAAUGAUUUUCAUUGCCAUAAAUCUGGAACUCCCGCUUUCCGUUGCAGUUUUGCAAAAGCCGACGUACGAGCGAGAACAACCGACAAAGACGGCUAUUGCAUACAUCGGCUUAUGUCGAUCUUUGCUAUAUCGCUACAUGCGCGCACGUGAAGACCGGGCUGUCAAUCUGUUCUCUCCCACGAUGCUGAGAGUAUAUCUCAUGUCUGCAACUGCUUAUCGCGCUUCGGAUUUGCAACACGGCAUGGACAAUGUUGUUAAGACGACGUUCAUGAUAGAGGAGCUAGUCUGCCGAAAAGCGUUACAACGCGGAUCCACACCACAAGCUAAAGGACCCACCGCAACCGAGUACCUCGAGGCAGUAAAAGCGGCAUGGAAAUCCACAUACGAUGACAUGGAGAAAUUCAACUUGGCAGCACAUGUCAUGCGACCGAUCCUCUCGUGGCUCGAAGCCCGCAAGAAACGAUCAGCAAAGAGCGAUGCCCCGCUCGCGAACGCAGAGACGGACAGUGGGCUUUCGGCACUCGUGCAGGGCUUUGAGGCAGAGGUGUUCAAGACCAUGGGCGCGUUGACCAUUCCCUCGGAAGACGAUAUGGAGGUUGAUCGCCCACCGCUCAAUGUGGAGGGAUGCAAGACCGCGCGAGCGGCUCUUGAGGUGUUCCAGUUGGUGCUUAAGUAUCAUCAUUUUGAGGGUGAUGCGCAUGGGGAUAAGCUGAUGAUGUUCCUUGCGCCGUUGCUUACUGGGGCGAUGCAAUUGUUGCGUGCUUCACCGACCGAGGCGGUUGGCGACCUGGCCUUGCAUGCACAGAUCACUCUGCUGGUCGCCGACCUGCUCGCUGUGUUCUCUGCCAACAUCAAGGAGUUGACCAGCUUUGGUACGAGCGACGCUAUCCGGUCGAUCUGUCAGCUUCUGGAGUUCAUCAUGGGUACAGCGUCGACCUCAGCAUCGCAGGCAGAUGAGGCCAUCGAGACGUGCGCUAAAUGUCUGGGGUCGUUGGUACGUGAAACAUCGAAAGAGCAGUACCUUGCUCUGACGGCAUACUUCCUGGACAAACUGGAACGCGAGCCAUCUCGGAUAUCUGUGUUCGUGGCAGACAACGACGCUCCAGUCCGUGCGGCCGCCGACUCCCUCCCGCUAAUCAAAGCAGUCCACCUCAUCCUCACCGGCGAGAACCGGGCCGUAGGCCGAAGCGUCGUCAAAAAAGCCCUGCCAAACCUUCUCGCCAAACUCGCUCAGGUGCUGCAGGUAACAACCUCCUUCCCAACAGCGAUGGAAAUCCUCCACCUGCUGACGCGGGCAAGCAUGGACAAGUAUCUGAAGAUGCGGCACUCGGACGUCGCGUUCAUUCUUGGCGCUGUUGCCGCUAUUACGGCCAACUCGUCGGGGUUGAGAGAUGCAAUGCCGUUGCGGAAGGGUGGGGAGGCGGCGCCGAAGGAGGCGGUGGAGCUUUUUGAUGCUGUGUAUCGGCUGUUAUUGGCGUUGUUGAAGUUCAGGAAGGAGCUUUUGGUUCCUGUCAUUCCGAGCUUGAUUGGGUUGAUACGGGAUUUGCUCAUGUGUUUCCGCAAGCGAACAGGAGGCGAAGUGAACGGACCGCGAACCGCUCGGCAUCAUGCCAAAAGCGACAUACCCACAACGUGGGAUGUAGCCCAACCCUUCACAACCACAACCCAGCUACCCAACGCAUCGUCACUCACCGCCACAAGUGCACCCGCCAAACUAAUCAUCCAAAUAGAAACCGUGUCCCUCCUCGCCCAAUACGCACCCUUUCCCACCUCAUCAGCAUCUGACCUCUCCCGCAUCCUCGUCGCCCUCGGCCAGAAAGCCCAGCUUUCCGAACGCGCCACAACAUCCACCUCCGCAACUACAACAACAGCGUCAGCAGCAACCGCCGCCUCAGCAACCGUGAAACCCAUCAUGAAGCACGCCCCGUUCCUGCUCUCCACCAUCCUGCACAUCCAAGCCUCCGUGCGCCCCUUUCCUGCAGAUGUCAAGGCGGCGCUUAUGGAGGGGAUCUACACGCUGCUGGAUUUGUGUGGGGACCAUGGACGGGAGGCUGUGCUUGCGGCGUUGGACCCGCAUGGAGGGAGUAGGCCGUUGUUGAAGGCUAUGGUUGCGGAUUGGGAGGCACAUCAUCGGUAUACCGGAAAGAUUUGAGGUGACCUGCACGCCUCUGCCCAGCUGAGCGAGCAUGUUGAUUGUGGGAUGAGCUAUAUACAGAUUAUGGCUGCACACCUUUUUGCGCCUAGGUUACGUCAAGAUACCACG
This is a messenger RNA of Fimicolochytrium jonesii, 5148 nucleotides long. RefSeq names its product Urb2/Npa2 family-domain-containing protein. Lineage: Eukaryota; Fungi; Chytridiomycota; Chytridiomycetes; Spizellomycetales; Powellomycetaceae. The record is from RefSeq and is a predicted model, not a curated record. Gene Ontology annotation, cellular component: nucleolus. Bases 115 to 5037 code for a protein of 1640 amino acids. Gene Ontology annotation, biological process: ribosome biogenesis. The transcript is spliced from 3 exons.